AUGGCCUUAAGGAUUCUUCUCCCGCUCCUCCUUCUCGCCGCUGCCACGCCGGCGUCUCUAGCGGCCAUCGACGUCGUGCAGAUGCUCGCCGGGAAGCCGCAGUACGCGACCUUCCUGAGGCUCCUGAGGGAGACAAAGGUGAGCGAGGACGUGAGCCGGAUGAAGACGGCGUCGGUGCUGGUGGUGCCCGAGAGGGCCGUGAAGCCACUCCUCUCCAUCCCGGCCGACAAGCUGCGGACGGUCCUCCUCCACCAUGUGCUCACCAAGUACUUCGACCCCAUCCAGCUCGCCGAGAUGAAGACCAACGUCGCCAAGCUGUUGUCGCUGCUCUCCGUCACCAACAAGAACCUCGGCACCAUCAACUACUCCAUGGAGAAGGACGGCCAGAUGUACCUCCGCUCCCCCGGCGCCGACUCCGAGGCCAAGCUCAUCAAGGUCAUCGCCGCGCGACCAUUCUCCAUCUCCAUCAUGGAGAUCAGCGCGCCCCUCGUCUGCAAGGAGAUCCUCGCCCAGGGCCGUCUGAUACGUCUCAAACUGAAAGGAGCAGAUAAUUCUUCUAGACCAGGAAUAGGUGUAAUCAAGGAUGGCAGAUCAAAUUCCAUUUGUGGUGAAGAGCAGGUUUAUUCCAGCUAUCAGCAACUAUCUGUUGGAAACCAGGGUGAGCUGUCCAAAAUGAUUCAAAUCUAA
This is a messenger RNA of Lolium perenne, 687 nucleotides long. The record is from RefSeq and is a predicted model, not a curated record. NCBI's taxonomy places the organism in Eukaryota, Viridiplantae, Streptophyta, Magnoliopsida, Poales, Poaceae.